AUGAUGAGCAACACAGAAUGCUUCUCUGAAAAAUUAUUAUUGCCUGAUGCUAUUGAAACCCUCGACAAUCUCAGAAAGGAGACGAUGAGUGUUUCUGACCUGUGGAAUACUCUGUCUAGUUUGAAUAGUAAUUUAAAAAAGGAUGAAUUUCUAGCUGCAUUGAAACUAGUGGCAGUUGAUGAAGGUGACAAAGUACAAUUUGAAGAAUUUGCAAAAGUAGUAAGGAAAAUGCGUGAUGCCGCCAGGUUAGAAGAGUUACAGGAAGUUGUCUUAGCUGCUGAUUUGCUUGAAGGUGACAUGAUAGCUGGGAAGAACUUGGAAGACUUUCUAAGAAAUAUUGGGAUUAAGUCACCUAAAGAAGAGGUAGAGAAAAUUCUUCAAUCAGAUUUUGUUUCUGAAGAUAACAUGGUGAACAUUAAAGACUAUAUGAGGGCUUUGAGGGACACCCAGAAAUUUUCCAAUUAUAUUGCAUUGAAUGAGACUAUCAAUACAUUGGAUUCCAUGAAAGAAAAUUGUCAGUUUGACAAAGACAAAAAUCCAGAUGUACUUGAAAACACUGAUAGGCUUUCUUUUACUGAUGACAUACUUCAAGAAGUAAUGGAUGACUCCUUUGUUGAAGAUUUUGGGAAAGAGGCUUCAAAUCUAAAAUUACCAAAGGUAAACGAGAUUAAAGAAGCUGCUAACAUCUUGUCACAUGUUGAUAAUGGGAAGAUUGGUAUACCUGAUUUGGAGCAUGCCUUGAAAUGUUUGAAUGUUAAUUUAACUGAGGAGGACUUCAAUGAAGCCCUUAACUGUUGUAACGUCAGUGAUAAUAUGGAGGUGGAUUUAAAAGAUUUCUUAAUGAAAAUGAAAGAAAGUCCACAUUUCCAAAAGUCCAAGGAAAGUGGCAGGGUUACCAUUCAAGAAUUUAUGACUAAAUUAUCCGAUAUAUUGACAAUUCCUAAAGCUGCAGAAGAUAAAUUUUACAACAACAACAUUCACAAAAAUGAUGUUACAGCCAUUUCUGGUCUCCAGAAAAAUUUAAAUGCCAUGGGAAUCUAUCUGACAGAUGAUAAAAUACAGAACACUUUGGAUAAUACUAAUCCUAAUGAUGAAGUGGUGCAUUUUAAGGAUUUUAUCAGAGAAUUGGCCAACACUGAUGAAUUUAUUGAAUGCCAAAAAAUAGAAGAUGCAUGGAACAUUAUUAAUAGUGUCUGUGAUGGGAAAGUUGAAAUUGAAGACCUUUUAUCCACUUUGAAGAGCCUGGAGAAACCUUUAAAUGAAGAAGAAUUUAAGAUUUUAUCAAACUGUGCAACAGACGAAAGAAAAGUGAUCUUAAAAGAUGUAAUUGAUGUUUUCACUAAUUCACCUAAACCAUCCACACCAUUCAACAAUUUAUUUAAAGAGAUUAGAACUCUUGAUAGUAUCAGAAGUGAUACAAUGCCUGUAAAUGAACUGAGCUCCAAACUCUUGAGUGCCAGAAUUCCAGUAAGCAGCAAAAUGUUCCAAGAGAUCUUGAGACAAGCAUCUGUUGAUGAAAAUAGUAAUGUAAGUCUCAAGAAAAUUUUGGAGAAUUUGAACACAAGUAAGCCAACUUCUAUAUUUGAAGAAAAUGAAAUGGUUGAUGUGAAUGUGGUGAUGGAUGAAGCAAAAGCUUUUACAGGAGAAAAAGUUAAUGUCAGUAAUCUGGGGAAUGAGCUGAGGAAAAUGGGGCUUGUACUCACUGAUGAGGAGCACAAGAAGCUGCUGAAAACUCUGCCAAUUCGCACUAGUGGAAAGGUAUAUAAGAAUAGAUUGCUCAAAGGUGUGAAGGCCCUCAACGGGCCAAGGGUCAAAAUAAAAAAAGUGGAGACUUUUUUGGAAAACAUGGGAACUAAAAUCAAGGAUGAGGAACUUGAGGAACUCAUGACCCAACUACCAACUGAGGGUGAGACAGCAGUUGACCUGAAUGACUUACUGGAUGCUGUCAAUUACAUCAAGGGAGAGGUGAUUGAUGUCCAGAACUUAGACAACUUUCUAGCAAGCGAAGGGAUUGAGCUCACAGAAGGAGAAAUGAAGGAGUUGAUGCCUCAUUUGACAUUUAAUGGAAAUGGAAAGAUUAAUGUUAAUUCAGUAAUGGAGGGCCUGAAGAAGUUUAAACCAAAAGGAAUGGUGACUCUGCAUAAGUUGAAAACUGCAAAUGAUAUUAAAGACAGAGUCACUGGCCACAUGGCAGUUUCAGAAGUUAAACCAAAACUUAAGCUGAAUCCUCUAAUAAAAGUACCCAUCUCCCACAGUAAAAGGGAUAGAGACUUACCAGGAUCUCUUCAAUGCCAAUUACAACACAAAGAAAAGAAGCUAAGUGCUUCACAAAUGGCAGCUUUCCAAGAUGCCUACAACUUCUUCAACAAGGACAAAACUGGCUGUAUUGAUUUCCAUGGACUGAUGUGCACUGUAGCUAAGCUGGGAAUGAAUCUAACCAAGCAUGAUGUCUAUAAUGAAUUGAAAUGUGCUGAUAUUGAUCGAGAUGGGAAGGUGAAUUUCUCAGACUUUAUCAAGGUGCUAACAGAUAAGAAUCUCUUCCUCAAGGCGGUGGUUCCAGAAAAGGAGACCUGUUUAGAUUUAGCUGGCAACCCAGGAAUCCUAUUGUUUGAAAUCCUAUCAAGGCUUCUAGAGACUUCAGCCCUACCCAGAAAGUCUAUAAAAGAAAUAGUAAGCUAUUUCCAAAGAAAAUUCCAGCAUACUUGCCCAGGAAUGUUGUGGAGUCCCUACACUAUGGGCUAUGGAAAAAGGACACUUAAGCCAGACAUAUGCACACCUCCAAGCUCAAGCAUGGCUGCCUUUGCUAAUGCUGCCCGGAUUGCAAUAAUGAAAGAAAAUGAUUUAUUUAAAUUUCUUGAAGAGCUCAAGAGAUGCAAUCCUGGUUCAGAUAGCCCAUAUUCAAAAAUACCCAUCUUUCCAUUGUUACCUAAUGUGGAUGGGGUGGUGAUGGGAAAGCCAUUCAAAGACAUGCAGAAAUUAGAGAUGCUAAGAAGAAAGGAGCCUUUGAAUUUCUUUGAGGAUUAUUUUUUCCAUAAAAGAGACUGGAAAACACAGGUGAAGAGAGCUACUGAUACCUAUAAUUUAGGAAUUGCCCUUGAACACCGGAAAGAAAUGCUCAACCUCUGGCAGAAGAUCCGAGGGGAUUUGAUUGGGAUAGACUCUAGAAAUGAGUCCUUUUAUGACACCUUUUCUACUUAUACGUGGUCCUGGAAUGUUUGCCAAGAAUUACUUUCUCCUAAGGACUUAAGGUUAUAUGAUGCCUAUGUGAAUAGAAAUUCCUCCCAUAACUCCAGAUCCUCUUCCUCAUCAGAUACCAGUGAAUGUGACACAGACUCAGGAAGAAAAAGAAAAUGGAAAGGUUUAAAGGGAUUUCAACAAUGAAAUUUCUACAUUUUCUAAACAGCUCAUCA
Molecule: messenger RNA, 3410 nt
Organism: Nomascus leucogenys (northern white-cheeked gibbon)
Lineage: Eukaryota; Metazoa; Chordata; Mammalia; Primates; Hylobatidae
Gene: EFCAB3
Product: EF-hand calcium binding domain 3
Molecular function (GO): calcium ion binding
Source: RefSeq, a predicted model, not a curated record